This is a messenger RNA of Periconia digitata, 565 nucleotides long. Lineage: Eukaryota; Fungi; Ascomycota; Dothideomycetes; Pleosporales; Periconiaceae. The record is from the annotation of a GenBank genome assembly.
CGCAAUGUCUCCACCAUCCGCCACCACAGAAACUGCCCCUCCAGCAAACCCCCCCUCCAAGCAAGACCCCUCCAAAAUCCCAGCCUGGGUUCAACCAGAUCUCACACGCCUCCUCCGCGUCAACCACGUCCCCGGCUCUUACACUUCAUACGCGACAUCUCUCGUCGCGCUCCCCGCCGGCGCCGUCUUCGCACGCAUCACGUCCCCCACCCCAGCAUCCCCAGCCUAUUCCACCGUGCAAGCUUCGCGGGACCUGCACAUUGAGCUCAACUCUGACCUCCUCUACAUCAACCACUCGUGCCGUCCCAGCCUCGUCUUCGACAUGGAGAAGUGGGAGGUCAGGGUCAGCGAGGACUUGGAGGGCGGGCUGAAGGUGGGCGAUUUGUUGACGUUUUUUUACCCGAGUACCGAGUGGGCUAUGGCGCAGAAGUUUGAGUGCACGUGUGAGGAGAAGACGUGUUUGGGGUGGAUUGGCGGUGCCAAGGAGAUGGAUGGAGCGGUUUUGAAGGGGUAUCGGUUGAAUUCGCAUAUUGAGGCGUUGUUGAGGGAGGAGGGGAAGUGGUAA